Diplodia corticola is the source of this 1383-nucleotide messenger RNA. RefSeq names its product s-adenosylmethionine-dependent methyltransferase. Bases 1 to 1383 code for a protein of 460 amino acids. NCBI's taxonomy places the organism in Eukaryota, Fungi, Ascomycota, Dothideomycetes, Botryosphaeriales, Botryosphaeriaceae. The transcript has a single exon. The record is from RefSeq and is a predicted model, not a curated record.
AUGAGUCACUCAGGUCACUGUAUACCUCCCACAAGCAGCCUGCCUCCUGUGCGGUCACUGCGUGCCCUCACCGAGGAGCAGAUAUCCUCCGCCAUACGCAACCUCCACUCCAUUUACUGUCCGCUCCGCCUGCCCCGAGCUUUCAGGCCCCAUGUGGAGCCGAAGGCACUACUGAGCAUCCCACCUACGCCCGUGGACUCCGGAUACGCCUCCCACAACGAGGACGACGACGACGACGACGACGACGACGACGACGACGACGACGACGACUCUGAAGAUGCCCUCGCCAGCCUUCGCGCCGACGACUUCGAGCGCAAUUUCGCGGUGCGCUGGCUGACGGCCUUCAUCGCGCGGGCAGAAGAGCUGGACUCGCUCGCCGAAGACACGCGCAUGCGCCUGAUCGACGACGCCGCCUUCGUGCUCGCCUCGUUCAACGACGACGUGAAAAGGGGCGGCGGCGACGGCGACGACGACGACGACGCAGACGACGGCAUCACCCGCAGCUUCUCGUUCCCCUCGCCCUCCGGCGACAUCCAAGUGCGCCUGAACGACGCCCCGCUCUCCGGCACCGACCACACCGACGUCGGCCUGCAGAGCUGGGGCGCCUCCAUCGUCCUCUCCGGCCUGAUGUGCUCCUCGCCCGCACGCUUCGGCCUGGAGCCCGCCCAGCUCGGCCCGGCGCCCACCAUCGUCGAGCUCGGCGCGGGGACGGGCCUGGUCAGCCUCAUGCUCGCGAAGCUGCUCCCGCGCCUCUUCGCCGGCCGGCCGUCGCCGACCAUCGUCGCCACCGACUACCACCCGGCGGUGCUGGAGAACCUCAACGCCAACAUCGUCACCAACUUCCCCCCUUCGUCUUCCUCUUCUCCUCCUUCUUCCUCCUCCUCCUCAUCCCCAUCCGUCUCCUCUCAACAAGACGACGACGACGACGACGACGACGACGACGACGACAACAACACCAGCGCCCCACCACCCGUCCAAACCCGCCUCCUCGACUGGUCCGACCCCUCGCCCGCGCUGUCACGCCCGCCAUUUGACGCAUCAUCUACCACCGGCAGCGGCAACGUCCGCAUGCUCGUCGCCGCCGACGUCAUCUACGCGCCCGAACACGCCGUCUGGCUGCGCGACUGCGCGGCCCGCAUGCUGGCGUCGCCGUCCACCGGCGGCGGCGUCUUCUGGCUCAUCGCCACGGCGCGGCCCAGGUCCGAACGCUUCGCGCCGCUCGUCGACGCGGUCGAGGCGGCGUUUGCGGACGAUGCUGGGGAUGACAACGGCGACCGGGCGCGGCGGCUGGGGAUUUUGGGGGUGGAGAGGCUGGAGAAGACGAGGGGGGUGGGCAGGGGGGAUGAGGGGUAUUAUAAGUUGUAUAAGAUUGGGUGGGUUUAG